Molecule: messenger RNA, 1722 nt
Organism: Vicia villosa (hairy vetch)
Lineage: Eukaryota; Viridiplantae; Streptophyta; Magnoliopsida; Fabales; Fabaceae
Exons: 3
Coding region: 1-1722 (573 amino acids)
Source: RefSeq, a predicted model, not a curated record
AUGCCUAAUCAUGACAAGAUUGUUAAUGAUGUGGAUGAUAGUUCUUAUGUUUUUACCAUGAGUGAUUUAACUACUCCUCUUCCAAUUGUUAAGAAGAAGUUGUUGCAAGGCGGUUUAUUUCCGGGUUGCAUUGAGAAUUGUUAUUUCUGUGAAUCUCAAUCCAAUGGUUGUUGGAAGCUGAAAGAAGGCAUUCACCACCUGAUGGAAAAUCGUACCAUAUUGUUUGAGAAGACUCCUGCUGUGGAAAGCUUAGUUGAGGAAGUAUCUGUGAUCACUAAUUCCAAAACUCCUGUGAGGAUCACCUCUAAAGGUCCUGUGAUGAUUAGUGCUGAGCCUAUAGUGGCUCCCCUGAUUAUUACUAGGCCCCUCCCGAUUCCAUAUUCCUCUAACAAGGCCAUCCCUUGGAAUUAUGGUGUUGAUGUUUACAUUUAUGGUGUAAAGCCAGAGCGUUUGACUGACAAAACUACUAAAGUUACUAAUCCCGACGUCGACAGUAUCGUUGGGACUAGUAAGGUUACUCGAAGUGGAAGGAUUUUAUUCCCAGAAAUCUCUCCGAAGACUGUUACUACUCUUGUUCGUAUCUCUACUUCCGAGCCAUCUACUGAAACUCGAGACAGAGAACCAGUGAUUGAGCAUGUCCAGACGAAGGCGCCGGUUGAAACUACUAUCGAAGAUUCUUCCAAGAAAGAAAUGGAAAGAAUGUUGAAAAUUAUCCGCAAGAGUGAUUACAAUAUUGUCGAACGGUUGGGGCACACCUCCUCCAAGAUCUCUAUGCUAUCUCUAUUGAUGUGCUCCGAGGCCCAUGCUAAAGCUUUGAUGAAGUUUUUGAAAUCUGCACACGUGCCGCAAGAAAUCUCGGUUAACCAGUUUGAAAAUUGUGUUGCUAGCCUGAUAAUUGAUAAUGGCCCAGGCUUUUCUGACACUGACCUGACUCCCACAGGAAGGAACCACAAUAAGGGUUUGCACAUCUCUAUUGAGUGUAGGGGAACUACCUUAUCUGAUGCAUUGGUUGACAAUGGUUCUUCUUUGUAUGUGUUACUGAAGGUUGUUCUUGACAAACUCGAUUACGAAGGGAUUGUGUUGAAGCGUAGUGACGUGGUGGUGAGAGCAUUCGAUGGUUCGAAAAGAAUGGUGCAUGGAGAGUAUCCCGCGAAAGGCGAGAUCGUCACCAUAUGUGGUGAAGAAGAGUACAUGGUUAGUCAUUUGAACAAUUUCAAGUAUGUGGAGAUGGAUGGCGAAUUCUUUGAGACUCCCUGUCAGACAUUUGAAGUGGUUCCUCAGACAGUUUAUAUUGUUGAACCAGUUCCUUAUGUUCCCAAGGUUACUAGAGUACCUCCUACUAUGGACUCUUUGAAAGACACUAGGGCAGUGGUUGAAUACGGCGAGAGCAAUAUUGGGAUGGGUGACCUUCUGGGAACCGAGGAUGAAGGUGAGGAAAAUUGUGAAGUGCCUGGAGAACUCGCCAGACUAUUACAGCAAGAAGAAAAGACCAUACAACCGCACGAAGAACCAGUCGAAGUCUUGAAUUUGGGUACCAAUGAGGAUAAGAAAGAAAUCAAGAUAGGUGCUGGAUUAGAAGGCAGUGUCAAGAAAAAACUGAGUCAAAUGUUACAUGAUUAUGCUGAGAUCUUCGCUUGGUCUUAUGAGGAUAUGUCAGGCCUCGAUACUGACAUUGUGGUUCACCGUUUACCAAUGAAAGAAGGUUGUCCUUCGAUAAAGUAA